AUGGCAGUGUCUGAGUGUAAACAGUCUGAUUUAAGUGAAUCAAUUUUGAAAAGUUCAGCAGAGGAUUUUGAUCACAAAUGUGUGCCUUGUUUAUCAUCUGACAACCAAAUUGUUGAAGCAAUUGGAUUUUGUGUGACAUGUCAGGAGUUUCUGUGCAGAGAAUGCUUCAAGUUUCAUAAAAAGACGAAUGCACUUAAACAUCAUGAACUGCUGGAUCAAGUAAGCAUGCGGAGGAGCGGUACUUCUUCUAUGAAGGAUCAUACUAAAUCUAUACCAGAGAUUUUCACACAGAGAUGUCCUACACAUAAGAACGAGUUUAUCAAGUUUUUCUGUCCCAUACAUGAGGCAGUUGGCUGCACAGUCUGCAUGACCAUUGAUCAUAGAACUUGCAAAAUAGAUUAUAUACCUGAAAACUGUACAGGAAUUGCAGAGAGUGUAGAAUACAGCAAUGUUAUACAGAAGUUGGACAAGAAAAUGAAAGAUGUUGAUGCUGUUUUGAUUAAAGCAGGACAUGAUGACAAGUUUCUAGAUCUUCAAUAUAAUAACUUUAUUCUUGAAGUAGCAAAGCAUCGAAAAAGGAUUGACAAUCGAUUAGAUGAACUUCAAGAGAAAGUAAUUGAAAUUGCAGGAAAAAGGAGAUCCCAGGACAAAAAAAUCAUUCAAGAAGUAAUUGGUAAAUGUAGUGACACUUCGAGUGAAGCAAAGAAAAUGCAGAGCAGUUUGCAAGACAACAAGGCAUCAAAGCAGAAUAUACAACUGUAUAUAAAUAUUAAACAAGCUGAAACAAAACUCAAAACAGAUGAUAUACACCUGACUGAGCAAUCAUUAGACAAAAUAAAUGUACAAUACAAGUUUCAACAUAAUGAGGACCUAGAAAAAAUGAUUGGAUGUGCUGUGCUAAGCUCCAACAAAGUUGUCUUGAUUGAUAGUGCCCACAAUCAGAAACUGAAAGUUGUAGAUACAGACGGUAAAACUGUGAUAGAGGAAAAAGUGAUGGACCCACCUCCCUCUGGAAUUACAGCAAUACCAAAUGAUCAGAUAGCUGUUACAAUUCCAAAGAAGAGAGAAAUAUUGAUAAUAUACACUGAAACCACAAGUGGUCAUAAUAGCAUGAUAUUUGUUCGCAUGGAUUUAAAUGGAGAGGUUUCUGCUGAAUACGCUUCUGCUGACGUCAUAUCUAAAACGCCUGAAGACAUGGUAGUAUUAGAUGAUGGAUCUCUGCUGGUAUGUGUUAAUACAAGUCCUGCCAUCUAUCGUAUAUCACAGGAUUUCAAGGAAUUCUAUGCUGUAGAGACAGUGUCCACUGACACACAUUCAAUCUGUUACAAUAGAAAUCUAAGAAAAUUUAUACUGGCUCAUUCACAGUAA
Ruditapes philippinarum (Manila clam) is the source of this 1368-nucleotide messenger RNA. RefSeq lists its product as uncharacterized. The record is from RefSeq and is a predicted model, not a curated record. Gene Ontology annotation, cellular component: nucleoplasm; chromatin. The transcript is spliced from 3 exons. NCBI's taxonomy places the organism in Eukaryota, Metazoa, Mollusca, Bivalvia, Venerida, Veneridae. The coding region runs from base 1 to 1368 and encodes 455 amino acids. Gene Ontology annotation, molecular function: ubiquitin-protein transferase activity. Gene Ontology annotation, biological process: positive regulation of DNA-templated transcription.